CAUAAAUAUCCCUGUUAACAUUAACUGAAUCACCUCUGGGUAGAGAAAGCAAACUGUGUAUGCACAGCCCAGCAAAGAGCAGCACACAGCUGAAAGAAAAACUCAGACGACAGAGUUGAAAAAGAAAACUGGUGAUGGAUCUCAUUCCAAACUUUGCCAUGGAAACAUGGGUUCUCGUGGCUACCAGCUUGGUACUCCUCUAUAUUUAUGGGACUCAUUCACAUACACUUUUUAAGAAGCUGGGAAUUCCUGGGCCAACCCCUCUGCCUUUCCUGGGAACUAUUUUGUUCUACCUUAGGGGUCUUUGGAAAUUUGACAGAGAAUGUAAUGAAAAAUAUGGAGAAAUGUGGGGGCUAUAUGAGGGACAACAGCCCAUGCUGGUCAUCAUGGAUCCCGACAUGAUCAAAACAGUGCUAGUGAAAGAAUGUUACUCUGUCUUCACAAACCGGAUGCCUUUAGGUCCAAUGGGAUUUAUGAAAAGUGCCUUAAGUUUUGCUGAAGAUGAAGAAUGGAAGAGAAUACGAACAUUGCUAUCUCCAGCUUUCACCAGUGUAAAAUUCAAGGAAAUGGUCCCCAUCAUUUCCCAGUGUGGAGAUAUGUUGGUGAGAAGCCUGAGGCGGGAAGCAGAGAACAGCAAGCCCACCAACUUGAAAGAUUUCUUUGGGGCCUACACCAUGGAUGUAAUCACUGGCACAUUGUUUGGAGUGAACUUGGAUUCCCUCAACAACCCACAAGAUCCCUUUCUGAAAAAUAUGAAGAAGCUUUUAAAAUUGGAUUUUUUGGAUCCCUUUUUACUCUCGAUAUCACUCUUUCCAUUUCUUACCCCAGUUUUUGAAGUCCUAAAUAUCGGUUUGUUUCCAAAAGAUGUUACCCGUUUUUUAAAAAAUUCCAUUGAAAGGAUGAAAGAAAGUCGUCUCAAAGAUAAACAAAAGCACCGAGUGGAUUUCUUUCAACAGAUGAUUGACUCCCAGAAUUCCAAAGAAACAAAGUCCCAUAAAGCUCUGUCUGAUCUGGAGCUUGUGGCCCAGUCAAUUAUCAUUAUUUUUGCUGCCUAUGACACAACUAGCACCACUCUCCCCUUCAUUAUGUAUGAACUGGCCACUCACCCUGAUGUCCAGCAGAAACUGCAGGAGGAGAUUGACGCAGUUUUCCCCAUUAAGGCACCUGUCACCUACGAUGCCCUGGUACAGAUGGAGUACCUUGACAUAGUGGUGAAUGAAACGCUCAGAUUAUUCCCAGUUGUUAGUAGAGUUACAAGAGUCUGCAAAAAAGAUAUUGAAAUCAAUGGGGUGUUCAUUCCCAAAGGGUUAGCAGUCAUGGUUCCAAUCUACGCUCUUCACCAUGACCCAAAGUACUGGACAGAGCCUGAGAAGUUCUGCCCUGAAAGGUUCAGUAAGAAGAACAAGGACAGCAUAGAUCCUUACAGAUACAUACCUUUUGGAGCUGGACCCCGAAACUGCAUUGGCAUGAGGUUUGCUCUCACAAACAUAAAACUAGCUGUCAUUAAAGCACUGCAGAACUUCUCCUUCAAACCUUGUGAAGAAACUCAGAUCCCACUGAAAUUAAACAAUCUACCAAUUCUUCAACCAGAAAAACCUAUUGUUUUAAAAGUGCACUUAAGAGAUGGGAUUACAAGUGGACCCUGACUUUCCCUAAGGACUUCCACUUUCUUCAAGAAAGCUGUAUCCCAGAACACCAAACACUUCAAAUUGCUUUGUGAAUAAAACUCAGAAAUGAAGAUGAGCUUAACCUAGUGUACUGGGUGAAUAAUUAGAAAUUAUCUACAUUCAUUGAGCUCUCAUUGUCUGCAUAGAGUAUUACACAUUGCAUACUGUGAAGGAGGUGACAAAUCAGUGCCAAAUAAGUACAGUCAUCUUCUCUAUUUCUCAUAAGACUAUGUCCUCGCCACCUACAGUUAGUACCCUCAGGUCCUCCUGAGCUCUGAUCAGAGAAUAAACUUUUCUCUACAAUUUUACCAAUAAUUUUUCAUGAAAAGGAAAAUUAUAGUUAUGAUUCUUAUAGUGACAUUUAUAUUACAUGCUCUAUUUGUGAUAUUCUAUAGUAAGUAUUAUAUUGAGAAAGUCAAUAAACACCUCUUUACAAAACUGUUAUCUGAUGUCUUCCUGCAUAUUAAGGAUGAAUCUACAGAAUUAGAUCAAUGAGAUCAACAACUAAAUAUUUUUGGUCAUUACAAUUGCUGGUUCUAUGGGGCCUUUUACAGAACUCUAACUUGAUUAUUAAUCUAGGUGUGAGUUAAA
Molecule: messenger RNA, 2258 nt
Organism: Chlorocebus sabaeus (green monkey)
Lineage: Eukaryota; Metazoa; Chordata; Mammalia; Primates; Cercopithecidae
Gene: CYP3A43
Product: cytochrome P450 family 3 subfamily A member 43
Biological process (GO): oxidative demethylation; steroid metabolic process
Molecular function (GO): oxidoreductase activity, acting on paired donors, with incorporation or reduction of molecular oxygen, reduced flavin or flavoprotein as one donor, and incorporation of one atom of oxygen; heme binding; iron ion binding
Source: RefSeq, a predicted model, not a curated record